Molecule: messenger RNA, 2680 nt
Organism: Tachysurus fulvidraco (yellow catfish)
Lineage: Eukaryota; Metazoa; Chordata; Actinopteri; Siluriformes; Bagridae
Gene: zbtb8a
Product: zinc finger and BTB domain containing 8A
Exons: 4
Coding region: 948-2147 (399 amino acids)
Biological process (GO): regulation of transcription by RNA polymerase II
Molecular function (GO): RNA polymerase II cis-regulatory region sequence-specific DNA binding; DNA-binding transcription factor activity, RNA polymerase II-specific; protein binding
Source: RefSeq, a predicted model, not a curated record
AAAUGAUCAGGCGUUUUAGUUGAUAAUCCGUGCUUUAGACAUUCACGUGUUCACGUGUUAAUAAUACGCUACCACGGUUGAAUUGGUGAAGCAUGGUGCGUUUUUGUCCUCCUAAAGGGCGAGGUCGGAUGGGCUGAACCGCUUGGGUUUUACUUGCCCGUUUUGAGCAGCGAUUCUUCACCUAAAUGUUCGCUCGUAUCCGUGCGUUAUUUGCGCGUUGUGCGGGUGUAGAUUAAUCCUAUGCAUGCACGGGUUCGACUACUUCAUUAUCCUCCUCGACAUUACUGUAAAAAUAUCUCCGUAUAAAAACAUAUCCUUUUUUCCUGUGAGACUAAACAAACAAACAAAACAACUAAAUCUUAUUUAUCUUGGUAAAGUUUAACGCUGACUUUCUCGCCUUUCUCUGCUUUUUGAGACGCGACCCGACUCGGGUGUAGCUCCCGCCCCCUUUUCGGUGCCAGCGUUUGAGUGACAGGCUCUUCAGCCAAUCAGCGUGUCCGAUGGGCUCUCAACUCCUCCUUUCUUUCUCCACUGAACAAAGGAUGGCCUGGGAGUGUUAUUUGGAGAGGAUAACCCAGAAAUGAAGUGCUCUCCGACACAUGAAGGGAUCAGGAGCAUAUUUACGCAGAUUUUUAAACUUCCUUAACGUAUAACAGAUGAUAAAAUAUAUGUCCAUUUGUGUAGUUUGGAACUGAAGCUUAAUUUGAUUUGCUUCAUGCCAACUGCAUCCUAGAAAAUUCCACAUCAUCUUGGGAUCUCCAAUAGCUUUUUUUUUCAGCACCUGAGAUGAUAAGGCGUAGAUGGUGCUAAUGUGGCCAAUUAGCUUCCGUUCAGUAACCUUCAACCCAAGUGCAAAAAAGAUACCAAGCACAAUAAUGUUACUGCACCUGAGGGAUAUAUUCACAAAAUGCUGAUGGUGGCCGGUGCACAGAUGGACUAGCGCUGACAUGUCUGCCAACCACCACAGUUGCCUCCUCAAGCAGUUGGACCAGCAGCGACGCCAGGAGCUGUUCUGCGACUGCACCGUGCUUGUAGGUGGACGCCUUUUCCGGGCACACCGCAACGUCCUAUUCGGGAGUAGUGGCUACUUCCGUAUGCUGCUCUCUCAGGGUGCGCAAGACAGCCUGGAACCUGCCAGGGCCUCGUUUGAUGCCUUCUCCCCUGACACCUUUGCCACCAUCUUAGACUUUGUGUACUCUGGUCACCUGGCUCUGGGCAGCUCUAACGUGAUCGAGGUGAUGUCUGCCGCCAGCUACCUGCAGAUGGAUAAUGUUAUCGCCUACUGCAAGGCCUUCAUUGAGUCUUCGCUGGAGAUCAGCACCAAAGAGGCGACCGAGGAUGCCCUACGUCCACAGAGCGUCCUUUGGGAGCACCAGGAUGACGACAAGGACGAGUAUGAGGCAGAAGUGACGAAUGAACAGAGCCCACAGUGCCAGCAAGUUCUGGAGACAGGCUUGAAGGAGGAGCAGGUGGGGCAGUACGAGGCUGUUAAUGAGCCCAGGAGGAAAGGAACCAGGAAAAGGUCCGCCACACAUCGGUACACUCCAGAUGACAGUUCGCCGAUCGACCUCCAGGGGGCGCCGGCGGGCACACAGAAAGCAGAUGAGCUCUACGCCACCCUGCCUACCAUCGUAGGAGUCGUAGGGGUGUUUAAUAAAGACUCCACCCCCACGGUGCGUUUUAAGUGCCCAUUCUGCACACACACAGUGAAGAGGAAGGCAGAUCUGAAGAGACACCUGAGAUGCCACACGGGUGAGAGGCCGUACCCCUGCCAGGCCUGCAGUAAACGCUUCACUCGCCUCGAGCACCUGCGCAGCCACUUUGAGACGAUCCACCAGGCGCGUAAGCUGGUGUGCCGGAAGUGUAAGCGUCACGUGACGGAGCAGAACAGCCGUGUGGUGUGCGAGGGCUCACGCCGAUACCGGCUUUGUGAGGCGUGUCUGCAGGAGAGCGGCCUGGUGGCACACGAUGGCACCGACACCUGCACAGAGGAACCGGGUCUUCUGCUAGGGGUGGAGGAGGACCUGGAAGGAAACCACAAUUCCUCAUGGGGGAUGGAAGAUGACGAUGACCUUGCUGAGGAUUCAGGAACCGACCUCAUCAUUCAGGAAGUGGAAGACAGCGACGAGGAGCCCAGCACGAAGUGACGCUAGUGCGUGUGCACGUGUGUGUGCACAUACGAGAGCAAUUUGCGCCAAAUUCAGCUUAAUUUCUUUUAAAGACGGGCAUCUUUGAAUCAAAGAAAACGUUCUAUAAAUGUAUAAUUGUAUUAUAAAAAAAAGAAAGUAUGUCAAUAGAUUAUUUGAACAACACAGUUGAUUAAAUUAUUUCCUCUUGCUUCUUAUAUAAGGAAACACUGGCAAAAAGAGUCCUGCAUUUUCCUAUGACUUGCUUAGAAUUGCUUUAUUUACAUUUUAUUGCUUUAUAUUACAUUUUAUGUUCAUGUCACCAAAUAUUUAACCCGACUGUCAAGACUCUUAAUAAUAUUGUAGAAAUUCUUGUGUUGUCCACCUCUUUACAUCACCAUCUGAACAAUCAAGCAUCAUUUUCUCUUAAUGGUUUAUGUACAAUUUUAUGUAAAUUAACACACUUUGCACUGUUCUAUCAACCCUUAUUAUUAUUAUUAUUAUUAUUAUUAUUAUUAUUAUUUUGCUUGGUAAGACAAUGAUCAUAUUUUAUU